Molecule: messenger RNA, 1094 nt
Organism: Puntigrus tetrazona (Sumatra barb)
Lineage: Eukaryota; Metazoa; Chordata; Actinopteri; Cypriniformes; Cyprinidae
Product: histone H1-like
Exons: 1
Coding region: 102-734 (210 amino acids)
Biological process (GO): nucleosome assembly
Cellular component (GO): nucleosome
Molecular function (GO): structural constituent of chromatin; DNA binding
Source: RefSeq, a predicted model, not a curated record
UUGAGUCUGUAAGGUUCUCAUGUGUCGUUUAAGAGCGCAGCUCCGCUCGAGCGCCGCUCAUUGAACUCAGUGUUUGAAAGACUGUACAUCCGCUCGUAGAAAUGGCAGAAACCGCUCCAGCUGCUGCCGCGGCGCCGGCCAAAGCGCCCAAGAAGAAGCCCGCCGCUAAAGCCAAGAAAACGGGUCCAGGCGUCGGUGAACUGAUCGUCAAAGCCGUGUCCGCGUCCAAGGAGAGGAGCGGCGUGUCUCUCGCCGCCCUGAAGAAAGCUCUCGCCGCCGGCGGCUACGACGUGGAGAAGAACAACUCCCGCGUCAAGCUCGCCAUCAAGAGCCUGGUGACUAAAGGCACCCUGCUGCAGGUCAAAGGGACCGGCGCCUCCGGCUCCUUCAAGAUCAGCAAGAAGCAAGCCGAGACCAAGAAGAAACCGGCCAAGAAAGUGGCUCCAAAAGCCAAGAAGCCCGCGGCCAAGAAACCCGCUGCUGCCAAGAAGCCCAAGAGCGCAGCGGCCAAGAAGCCCGCCGCUAAGAAAUCGCCCAAGAAGGCCAAGAAACCCGCCGCCGCAGCCGCUAAGAAAGUGACGAAGAGCCCCAAGAAGGCCAAGAAGCCGGCAGCGCCCAAGAAAGCAGCCAAGAGCCCCAAAAAGACCAAGGCCGCCAAACCCAAAGCGGCAAAACCUAAAGCGGCUAAGCCUAAAGCAGCGAAGCCUAAAAAGGCAGCUCCCAAGAAGAAAUAAAAAUCUUCUGCUGUGUUUCCCAAAGGCUCUUUUCAGAGCCACCCACUAACUCUAAAGAAAGAGCAGAAACAUACAAAAACUACUCUCUCUCUCCAAAGCAGACUUUUAUUAGAUUGUAUGUGUAUUCGAUUCCGGAGAAAAUGUUCUAAAAUCUAGUUAAACUAACUUAUAAAGACAAUAUUUGGUAAACGGUUAUCCAUCAGUCAACUGACAGAUGAUAAAAGUCAUGAAAAACAUUGACCAACUUCCAAAAGUUUACAGCAUUUAAACAAGUCAUCUUAAAAGAGACACUUCUCAAUACUAUAAACCUAUAAAUAAUACCAUAUAUAUUUAUAUACAACAAUUAAAUUGAACUUUGGG